CUGACAGCCACACUGCCGUUACUACUACAGUACUAGUACUAGAGUCAUCUUUACUGAGUCACGUAUACGCAAGAACCGGUUGACUCGGCAUCUUAGACAUACUUUACACCACUAAGGCAUUCAGGUCGGCUUGGUCUUCAUGGUUUCAUCCACCCAGACAGCCGCAGGACCAGUGAUUACAUCCACGGUGAUCGUCCUGACUGCACUUAUAUGUUGCGUGAGGUCAGGCUGGUUAUUUCCACAAUCGGCAUGCUCACCUAAAAAAUUACGAGACAAGUUGCCGAAAAGUCUUUCUCAAUGGCAGUUGCCAGGUGCUACAAAGGAUUGUGAAGAAAUCUGGGAAUACCUAGACAAAGUACUCUCUGAAAAUGAACUCGAGCAAUGGUCUCAUACUGGACUCCAACUCAUGAGGGCACCUAACGAUUCUCGUAUGGCUAGCGGUUUUGCAUACAUUACAGCUAGUCGUGGGAUGGGCCCUGGUCCAGGCACUGCAAGAAGCCUCAUUGGAUUUCAGUACAUCAAUCCUAUCUUACGAGUUGUACGUAUGAAAGAGGGUCACGACGUCGCCAUUCGUGUUAUUACUGUCAAGGACAAGGGUCACGAACAACUGAAGAUCCUCAAGAAGGUCGCCUGUAGUCCUCACAGUUUGCUCAGCAACAACCAUUGCCUCCCCAUGUUCAAAACUUUUGAACUCGAGGAUAUUACCUUCGGCAUAUUCCCUCUAGUUGGUGGUUGUUUGGAUGAUGCAUAUGGCUAUUGGCCGAAAAACUCCGUGGGUGACAUUGUCGAUAUGGUCAUGCAGGCAUUGGAGGGUCUCGCGUUUCUUCAUGAGCAAGGAAUCGCACAUCGUGAUGCGGACAAAUCGAAUUUUCUGGUUCAAUGGCAUCCCGAAUCUUUGCGCACCAUGACCAUAGCUCUUUCGCGACCUCGGGUGUACAUUAUUGACUUCGAAGUUGCGGUGGAAUAUCCAUCUGAUUCUCUACCCGAAGCUCGGGUCUCUGUGGGACCACCGGCAGGUGGUACAAUCGUCGAAUCAGGUUGGAGUAGACCGCUCCCGCCCGAAGUGCAGUCUGGACAACCGUACAGUCCUUUCAAGCUGGACGUAUGGCAAUUUGGCUAUAGCUUCGUCACCUUUAGAUCCACCAUUCCUGCUAUCGAUCAGGUCUUCGCUGGGCUCAUCCUUGAUGAUCCCGUCGCUCGUCCUGCUGCAAGCGAGGCGUUAGCCAAGCUGAGCAAGGUGGUUUAUAGUAUUCCACCGGAAGCCUUGCUUAUUGAGCCUGUGAAACUGAAUGUCGAGUCUCAAUGACGUUCAGCGCAGACAUCAACGGAGCUGUCACGUACUUAGUAUCUCAUUUUCCUGCAAGUUUGCCGUGUUAGCUUGCUUUAUGUUGUUUUGCUUUUCAUUGUUUGCUACCAUUCACUUUGCGACGAUAUUUCAGUUUCGUGGGACCCAGCUCUCAGGGCCGAAUUUAUACCGGAUUUUCUGUCAAUUUGAAUCCGCUUCGGGACACAAUUGUAUCUCAAUUCGUAGAUAUAUUCCGCCCUCAGAAUUCUACAAAACAUUAGAGCGAUC
Messenger RNA from Somion occarium, 1573 nucleotides. Lineage: Eukaryota; Fungi; Basidiomycota; Agaricomycetes; Polyporales; Cerrenaceae. The record is from the annotation of a GenBank genome assembly.